AUGGGACGUAGUGCUCACCGGCCAUUUUAUUGCCGGUUUUUGCUGGGUUGCCCCCCACACGAAGCAAGACCAACCAGUUCUCUUACUUUGAAAAUCAGUGGCGAGACCCGUGGGAAGCAAUCUGGUAUCAAUUGUCUCAGGCUAGGACAACGGCGAUUCAUCCUCCCCCAGAUCAAGUCCAGGUGGGAGCCAGAACCGCCAUCCCUUCAAUGGCUAGACUCUGCCUUUUUUGGGAAGAGGCCCCUUCAGGGUUUCAUCAGCCCUCCAAACAAGGCUUCUUUUUCGUUUACGGGAGAGGCAGUCAGGGCUGCUCUUCCAUUCUUCGGGUUUCAAGUUGCACUCCGACUUUCUGCCCGAGGGCGUACUCGGAGGCCGAACGAUAACGGGUAUGUCCUCAUCAUCCCCAAGAGGAGAAGAGGAUCUAUACCAGGCUGA
Molecule: messenger RNA, 435 nt
Organism: Linum trigynum
Lineage: Eukaryota; Viridiplantae; Streptophyta; Magnoliopsida; Malpighiales; Linaceae
Source: the annotation of a GenBank genome assembly